CUCUACAAGAUCUGCAGCGUUUUCCCAUCCAACGAUCGCGGAAGAUACACCAGCUGCAUGCCCAUAGAAUCCCCUAGAGCCAUUGGUGACGUUUCGUGACAUCACGCGUCAAAGGCCCAGGAAAACAAGUUCAAAGCGCGGGGGACUUGCCGUUAUUGUGGAAGUGUAAGUCUGCGAUUGUUACCUGACGCCAUCGUCGCUCGAGCCCGCCCCCUCGCCGCCGCAAGGCUCUCCAGCCUUACGCGAUCCUCUCUCCCGCCGUGUUCCGCUCUAAGAAGCGCCAGUCUCGGCCAUCGCCGAGCACCAUGUCCGUCGCCGCCUCCCAGACGAACGGCGGGAACGGCGGUCCCCCGACGUCUAGUCCACAAUGGGAUAGCCGCAACACCGGCUUCAUCUCCCCCACACGCCUCCAGCAGAUGCGCAAGCAGUCCCCCGUCCAUCAGUUCUCCCUCCAGCCGGAUCCCUCUGCAGAUAGCACCGUCCCCCCGCCGCAACCUACACCGCAAGGCCGUCCGGGCAGUGCGGGCUCCCCCGCCCAGCACGGGCGCUCAUCCUCAUUCUUCUCCUUCCGCACCCGCUCUUCCACCGAGCCCGCAGCCACCCUUUCCAAGACACGCUCGAAUGAGUUUGGCCAGAUGUCCCCGCGAAUGCAGCAGCAGCAACAGCAGACAGCUCAGCCGCAACCUCAGCAGCAAGCGCGCCCUCCGCCAGCCCAGCAAGGGCCGCCGCAACCUCCUCAACUGCACCCAGAGAUACGCUCCGUUGUGCAGCUGACGGUAGCUCAUGCGCACAAGGUGUACUUCUCAGGACCCAUGGUCCGCCGCAUCGAGCGCCAGCCAGACGGACAUCCGCCAGCCAAGGACGAGGGCUGGAAGGACGUCUGGGGUCAACUUGGCGGGACCACGCUCAGCGUCUGGGAUAUGCAGGAAAUCGAGGAGGCCAAUAAGCACGGGAGGGAAGUUCCGCCUACCUAUAUCAACAUCACCGAUGCGUUUGUACAAGUCUUAUCAUCUGUUACGAUCCCCGCCACGCCCUCACAGCCCGCGCGACGCUUCACCAACGUUCUCACUCUCAAUACUGCCGGAUCCAACCUCCUAUUAUUCUCUUGUCCUUCCCCUGAGGCGCUGAUCUCCUGGGCUUCUGCGUUCCGACUCAGCGCCUGGGAGAAAUCACGCCUCGAAGAAAUCUAUACCGCCCACCUCAUCCGCAUCACACUCCCCACUCGCGAUGCGCCGAGCACUCUUAUCCGUGGUCGUAUGGAAGGCUGGGUGCGCAUCCGCGUGUCGGGUCAGACUGACUGGAAGCGCGUCUGGAUGGUCAUCUCCUCGUCUGCCGACGCGCAAGCGCCGGGGGAGGCAUCGUCUAUAACGAGCGGCCAGCAACCCCCGACGGCGCGUGGGAAGAAGCGCAUGUCUAACCUAUUCUCGCGCGAGCAGUCCCCGCCACGCCCGGGCGGGCCCGGCCAGAAGCACAAGGACCGCAAGAAACCGUUGCUAACGAUGACGAACGUGUCGCAGGCUUUCGCAGUGUAUCCUGAGCGCCCGGAGCUGAUUAGCAGGAGUACGUUGAUGAAGGUGGAGGGCCUGUUGGGCGACGAAGAGAUGGGGAUGAGUAUGCGGAGGAGAGAAGGGUGGUUACUCGUGAUGCCGGAGUCGGAGACCGGCGUUGGCCAGGCGUCGGAAAUGCUGAAGUGGAUUAUAGCGCUGCACGACGCCUUCGAGCUGUACGGCCGACCUCCAGCGUGGACCUGGGACCCUCGCGAUCCUGCCUCGCUCAUGUUCGCUUACCCUGUCGGGCAGCACAAAGAUACCCUAUUCCUCGAUCGCGAGGCCGCCGAAGCGAUGGACCCGCGAGAAGACCGGACAUCCGUCAUUCGGUCUCGUCUGCUCAACAUCCUGAUCGAGCGCAUGCGCGCCGCUGGACCUCCAGGAGCGCCUGGUCCAUCUGGCCCUGCUAGUGGUCCCAUGCGACCUUCACUCGAUGCGCCGCCAUCACUCCCGCCCAUAGGCGAGCUGAGCAGUGACGGUGCAGGGUCUUCGUCACCUCGCAAUCCUCCCGGCCAAAGUCCAAGUCUGCCACCGCUCAACUUCGACGCGCCUCAGCAGUCGAACGAUCGUGACCGCGCACCUCUGACACCGAUCACGGAGACCAGCAGCGUCCAGACCCAUGCGCGGUCGAUGUCGGGGACGGAGUACAACCUCAACCAUCGGACGUCGCUCAACAUGGACCAGAUGAUGAUCCCGGAGGAGUCUUCGCACUCGCAGCAAUCGUCACAAAUCCUGCAGUCACAACAGCUGCACCAGUCGCCUCAAUCGCAGCACCAGCCGCUCGACUCUGCAGCUCGCAGUGUCGCCGAUUCAUUGGGACGCAGACCAUCGGCGCGAUCGUCGUUCUUUGCUGGGCAAUCGUCCAAUACUCCGCCGAGUUCGCCGCCUAUGCAGCAGUUCCACGACAUGCCGCACACGAACGGCGACCAAGCGCGUAGCAUGUCUCCGCAGAGCGCUGCCAACCGCAGUGUUGCCAGCGGGUCGCCAAAGCCUCUGCACCAGUUCAGUCCGCAGGUAUCCAGCAAGCCUCUGCCGCCGAAGGACGACGGCCCUCCAAUCACGACUGUGACUGUCAACACCAGCCGGCCGGGCGCAUACUCGCGACCAUCCUAUGAUCAUGGUUCGCCGAGUCGUCCCCCGGCGGGCGAAGCUAUACAUCGCCCAGCUUCGCCGUCGUCGUCUACAAGGUCGACGCCCACGUCGCUCAAUAGAAUGCAAAGCCAGGCUACGUCGCCGAUGUUGCGCUCGCCGUACUCGCCUCAGUCGCAGGAAAGUCAGCACGCGCAUGCUCAAGAAUUUGGCAUGACACCUGCGCCUGUCGGUCGCACCCUGAAGGACGCGCCGAUGCCCACCCAGCCUGCGCCAGAACCGGCUCCCCAGCCGAACCCUCCGUCGUCCGACGAAGGUGGGUACGGAGACCUCAGUGGCGCGCUGUCGUACAUGCGUCAGAACCAGGAGACCGGGUCUGCCCCUUCACACGUCCGUCCUGGGCUGUCGAAGGCCGACUCUGCGACAAGCGCGACGAGCCCGAGCGUGUACUCGACCGAUACCAGCCGCGAGCGCGUGGCGCACGUGGCGGCCGAUCGUGCAGGGUCACCCUCGCGCCAGGCACCGCUUGGACGCAAACCCUCGGGCGCACGUGCACAGCCCUCCUCCGCUCGUUCUCCCAUCUCCAACGUACCGCAUCGCGUCUCUGAGGACGAAGACGAAGAGGAAGCAGAGUCGGACGCCAGCAGCAACGUCCACGCGCACCGCAACACCAAGUCCGCACCCGCACCCCCGCAGAAGCGCGCGAACGAUCUGAUGGCUGGCUCGCAGGAGGAUGGAGACCUCGACGUGAUCGCGGCGCUCUCGUACCUCGAUACGAACGACGACGAGCAGGACAACAAGCCAGCGGCGGCGCCAGAGCCUGCGCCUACACCCGCUGCAGCCUCGCCCGUUGCUAACGUUUCGCCGCUACGUCCGAAGAACGCUUCUUCUCCGCCGCCAGGGUCACCGCCUCAGGAGGCUGCGAAACCUCCCGCACACUACCGAUCAUCGUUCGCGCCCUCGAAACACGCAGCCGAGCGGAAAGCGAAGCUCGAGGCGGAGAAGGCUGCGCAGUACGCGGCGGCACACAAGCCCGGACGUGCGAACGGGAAGCGGCGAUCGAAGGCGGGCGCGUGGAACGACAGUAGCGACGAGGAAGAAGAUGAGGAAGAAGAGGAAGAGGACGACGAAGAUGCAGACUCCGAUGCUCCACCUCCUUCCACGAAGGCGCGACCCCCACGCGGCGCUCCACCUAGCCUCAGGGGCGGCCCAUCGUCCGAGGCGCACUCGCAGUCGGGUGAAGGCGGCACGACGCCUUCCCAUCUUCGCCCACCGCGCACACUGCCCCAGCCUCCUCCUGGACGUCAUCAGGAAGAAGAGUGGUCGCAUCCCAACGGCUCGAACACCAACUUACCCCUCCCUCCUCAACUCCGCCCUCGCACCGUCUCCAAUCAGUUCACCGGCACGCAGUACUAUGAGGAUGGAACACCCAUCCUGUCGCAAGCCGAGGCGCCUGUGCUUGGGCAAGCACGCCAGACUGUCUGGAGCCAGGUCCUCGAUCCCGGCCGUCUUGGGAAUGGGCAGCCGCCUCCGGGCCAGGGUCGCGACACGUUCGUGCAGAUGGAACCGCCUGCGCAAGCCAUGACCAAGGCUUUCACACCACACGGUCUGCUCUCCGCUGGGCUGCAAGAUCGCGAAGACCGCUCUGCGAAGCGCCAGGAGCUCCUUGCUCGCGAAGCAGGCGCGUCCCUCGUCAACGUCCCCAACAAGCCUCCGCCGCCGCAGACCGGCCUGCUCGGUGCCGUCAGCGCGCACGAGCGUGAACGCAAGCGUGACGGCGGCAUCGGUGCUACCCUGACCGAGCGCGAGCGCGAGAAGCGUGCUGCUGAAGAGCGUCAGCGCCGCUUCGAGGAGCAGCAGCGCCAGCAGAUGGAGCAAAUGGGCCCGAUGUCCAUGUAUGGCAAUCAGUUCGGGAUGAACCCAAUGAUGAUGGGCAUGAACCCGAUGAUGAUGGGUAUGAAUCCUAUGAUGACCGGCGCGGGCAUGAACCCAAUGAUGACUGGCGGCGGGAUGAUGAACCCCAUGAUGACUGGCGGCAGCAUGAUGGGCGGGUACAACCCAGCACAGAUGUUCGCAGCCCAGCAGGCGGCCCAGGCGUACCAGCAGGCCAUGAUGGCGUUCUCCACCGCGGGCUCGCAGGCGGGCGACGCGCCGCAGGGCCAGCAGCCGGGCAUGGGUCAGAUGGGCCAGAUGGGCGCCAUGGGCAACUUCGACCCGCGCAUGUCGAUGAUGGGCAUGCCGAUGAUGGGCAUGGGGAUGGGUGGUGGGAUGGGUAUGGGCGGGAUGGGCAUGCAGCCUCAGAUGAGUGGGAUGGGUGGGAUGCAAGGCCCGCUCAUGCCGCAGAUGAGCGGAAUGUCGCAGUUCAACCCGCACUUCACGCCUGUCGGCACGCCCAGCGGGAUGGGUGACCCCUCUGGCCUCGUCCCGCCCGACCGCGCCAACCUCGGCAACUCGUCGCGCUCGAGGAGUAACUCGCCCGCGCCAUCGCCUCUUGGUGCUGGCUCCCGCGAGCGCUCCCCUGCCCGUGCCUCCUCGCCCAAGAACUAGUUUAUCAUCGUCGUCUCGCACUCGCACCACCUCCCUACAUCCAAAAGUACUCCUCUAGGACUCGCGGACUUGGUUAUUACUAUUCGUCUCGGACUUCCUCAUCGUCCCCACCCACCACAUCGUCGCUCCUUCCACCACUAGGUAAAUACGCUGGGAAUCUGUUACACCGUUCAUCGAGCUUUGCAACCGUCGUUUGGGCCUCGUCGUCUCCUCUAUCCUACUUACGAUUGGCGAAUACCACAUGCUUGACCUAUUCUAUACCUUGUGUUAUCGUCUGAGCGAUAUAGCAAUACCUUUGGCUGAUCGGAGGAUAUCUAUCGGAUGGACCAGCCUAAAGUUGGGAAGAAAAAAAA
Molecule: messenger RNA, 5536 nt
Organism: Schizophyllum commune H4-8
Lineage: Eukaryota; Fungi; Basidiomycota; Agaricomycetes; Agaricales; Schizophyllaceae
Exons: 6
Coding region: 306-5183 (1625 amino acids)
Source: RefSeq, a predicted model, not a curated record